GGCUAUCCGAGGGGUACAUCUUCAGCGUAUAACUUCGGAACCAGAAGGCUGAUGGUGUAUCCAUCGCCAAGGAAUAAUCAUGAACCAGCUUUGUCAACCAUGACAUCCGCGGCACAGCACGGCAGGCCAAUCACUGAGCCAGCCCCCUUGUCAA
Amoebophrya sp. A25 is the source of this 154-nucleotide messenger RNA. Lineage: Eukaryota; Dinophyceae; Syndiniales; Amoebophryaceae. The record is from the annotation of a GenBank genome assembly.